Messenger RNA from Fusarium poae, 1176 nucleotides. RefSeq lists its product as uncharacterized. NCBI's taxonomy places the organism in Eukaryota, Fungi, Ascomycota, Sordariomycetes, Hypocreales, Nectriaceae. The record is from RefSeq and is a predicted model, not a curated record. Gene Ontology annotation, molecular function: hydrolase activity, acting on ester bonds. Bases 1 to 1176 code for a protein of 391 amino acids. The transcript has a single exon.
AUGUGUAUGCACGAUCACCAAGCGAGCGCGGGGACCAACCCGGUACUCAAUACUUCAGAGCCGUUCCCUUACCAUCUCGGAAUUUUCGAUGCCCACAAUCACAUCGGUGAACGAGUUUACUCAGUUUCCGACUUACCGACAAUGAAAUCUAGGGCAGUGGCAAUUAUGGCAACGAGGACACAGGAUCAGCCACUCAUUGAAGCCAUCGUCGAACAACACGGCGUAAAAGGCCCAGAGUGUUUUUCUCAAGACAAAACAACUGUUGUCGCAGGCUACGGAAGGCAUCCAUGGUUUUCACAUGAGCUUUAUGACGACUCGCUCGAAAAGCCUACCUAUAUACCAUCUGAUGAUGUUGAGGCUGCCAAAGCGCAUCAUUACAAGGCAGUACUUUCACCUCCUCCAGAAGAUCCGGCCUGGUGGCAUGAUCAACCAGUACCAAUCGCACUUUCAAAGUUCAUCUCUGAAACUAGAGAAAGGCUUAUAAAAGAUCCAUUUGCAAUGGUUGGUGAAAUCGGUCUCGACAAGCCCUUCCGGUUGCCAAUGCAAUGGCCCGACCCAAGACCGCCUAGAGAUGCCGCACGUACAGAGGGAGGUCGCGAGAGAAGACCACUUAGCCAGCACCGUAUACAGAUACCACACCAAAAGGUUGUGUUCAUGGCACAUCUCAAGCUUGCUGGUGAGCUCGGAAGAGCUGUUAGUGUCCACGGUGUUCAAGUACAUGGGCUUUUGUAUGACGCCCUGACAGAGUGCUGGAAAGGACACGAAGUCAAAGGCCGUCGAGCGAGGGAUAAAGAAAAGAAGGAAAACACCCAAACAACUGACAACGAAAAACAAGAUCCGAAACCAUAUCCUCCGCGUAUCUGUUUACACUCCUUUAGUGGCAAAGGAGAUGCGGUAAAGCAAUAUCUUAAACCUUCAAUCCCUGCAAAGAUAUUCUUUUCGUUUUCGAAGGCGAAUAAUCUGGGCACAGAUGGGGCGACGGAAAAAACACAAGAUGCAGUAAAGACAGUGCCUGAUAAUCGAAUCUUGGUAGAGAGUGACCUUCACACAGCAGGUCAAAGGAUGGAUGAUGAGCUCGAGGAGAUGUAUAGAGCGAUUUGCGAGUUCAAAGGGUGGACACUGGAACAUGGAGUCUCGCAAAUGGCAAAGAAUUACACCGAAUUUGUGUUUGGUUAG